Molecule: messenger RNA, 536 nt
Organism: Boleophthalmus pectinirostris (great blue-spotted mudskipper)
Lineage: Eukaryota; Metazoa; Chordata; Actinopteri; Gobiiformes; Gobiidae
Gene: cplx2a
Product: complexin 2a
Exons: 4
Coding region: 126-536 (136 amino acids)
Biological process (GO): regulation of neurotransmitter secretion; synaptic vesicle exocytosis; neurotransmitter transport
Cellular component (GO): terminal bouton; SNARE complex
Molecular function (GO): syntaxin binding
Source: RefSeq, a predicted model, not a curated record
CAAGGAGCCUGCCCGGAACACUGCGACAAAGCGCUUUUUGGUUGGAAUAGGGACUUGGAGCAGCGAUCGGACGAGGUCUGCCCCUGUAACGUGACCGAAGGAGGAGUGCACAGAACUGCUUCAUCAUGAAUUUUGUAAUGAAAGCUGCGCUGGGAGGUGGCCCUCCUGAUGUGGGUAAGAUGCUGGGAGGAGAGGAGAAGGAGGAGGACCCCGACGCAGCCAAGAAAGAAGAGGAGAGACAGGAGGCACUGAGGCAGCAGGAGGAGGAGAGGAAGGCCAAAUACGCUAAAAUGGAGGCAGAGAGAGAGUCCAUGAGGCAAGGCAUCAGAGAUAAGUAUGGUUUGAAAAAGCGUGAGGAAGCCGAGGCAGAGGCUGCUGCAGCGGCAGAGGAACCGGCUGCCGGGAGCUUGACUCGACCCAAACAGGCGGUCCCCAAAGGCUGCGGAGACGAAGAGGAGGAGGAGAGCAUCAUGGACACCGUAGUCAAGUACCUGCCAGGCCCCCUCCAAGAAAAAGUGACUGGGUGGCUCAAAUGA